This is a messenger RNA of Arctia plantaginis, 1269 nucleotides long. NCBI's taxonomy places the organism in Eukaryota, Metazoa, Arthropoda, Insecta, Lepidoptera, Erebidae. The record is from the annotation of a GenBank genome assembly.
AUGGCGCAAGAUAAGGACAAAGAUUGGGUCGAUUACUUCGGUGAUUUUAACGCGACGAAAAAACACCUCCCAAGUGACGUCACCGAUGACAAUAAGAUAACUUAUAUGUACUCUGAUAACCAGACUGGUUUUCUCGAUUAUAGCAACUUCACAACAGACGACUUCUGCCAAUCGAACCAUUCUCAUGCCUAUUUGAAUGUAACGUGUGAGUUCCCUAUAAAUUAUGCAGAGCCGAUGUACGGAUACAUUGCUCCGUUCCUCCUGGCUACAACAACGAUUGCCAACACGCUCAUCGUGGUGGUACUCUCCCGCCGCCACAUGCGAACACCUACGAACGUAGUACUCAUGGCGAUGGCACUCUGUGACAUGUUCACUAUGCUGUUUCCCGCACCCUGGCUUUUCUACAUGUACACCUUCGGCAAUCACUACAAACCGCUAAGUCCUGUUAGAGCCUGUCAAGCCUGGAAUUAUAUGAAUGAGGUGAUUCCAGCAAUGUUUCACACAGCGAGUAUCUGGUUGACCUUGGCUCUUGCAGUGCAACGGUACAUCUACGUCUGCCAUGCUCCAGUAGCCAGAACUUGGUGCACAAUGCCUCGGGUAAUGAAGUGCUUACUAUACAUUGGCAUCGCAGCGUUCUUGCAUCAGCUUCCGAGGUUCUUCGACCGGCGCUACGUCCCUCAAACCACCGUGUGGAGGGGUCACAUCGAAGAAGUUUGCAGGAUCGAGAUGGCUUCAUGGGUGCAAGCUAUAUCCCUAGAUGUAUACUUCAUCUCCUACUACGGAUUCAGGGUCCUAUUCGUCCAUCUAAUCCCAUGCACUUCUCUCGUGGUCCUAAACGUACUUCUGUUCAGAGCUAUGAGAACUGCGCAGAUCAACAGGCAAAGACUAUUUAAAGAGAAUCGAAAAUCUGAAUGCAAGAAGCUAAGAGACUCAAAUUGUACUACUCUAAUGCUUAUCGUGGUGGUCACUGUAUUCCUGUUGGUAGAAAUUCCGGUAGCUGUAGUCACAAUUCUCCAUAUUAUAUCCAGCACUAUAGUCGAAAUUUUAGAUUAUUAUAUCGCUAAUAUCUUGAUUCUUAUCACCAAUUUCUUCAUUUUAGUAUCUUAUCCAAUUAAUUUCGCCAUUUACUGCGGCAUGUCCAGGCAGUUUAGGGAGACCUUCAAAGAACUUUUCAUCAGGGGAGCAGUGACAAGUAGGAAAAAUGGCGGGUCUAGUAGAUACUCUUUAGUAAAUGGACCUAGGACUUGCACGAAUGAGACGGUUUUGUAG